This is a messenger RNA of Umbelopsis ramanniana AG, 500 nucleotides long. RefSeq lists its product as uncharacterized. Bases 32 to 337 code for a protein of 101 amino acids. NCBI's taxonomy places the organism in Eukaryota, Fungi, Mucoromycota, Umbelopsidomycetes, Umbelopsidales, Umbelopsidaceae. Gene Ontology annotation, cellular component: mitochondrion. The record is from RefSeq and is a predicted model, not a curated record. The transcript has a single exon.
UUCUAACCAAGUUUGAUUCCCUACAGGUCCAAUGGCAACCCCACCAACGCCGGCUAGGCUGGCCAAACUCACACGGACAGCAUGCAAGAUAUUCAGCACUGUAUACAACCCAACCGCGGCUCGCUCCGGCAACAAAAUCUUGCGCGAAAGAUUAGUUGGACCCACUGUGUCCAGCUACUAUCCACAACCCCUUGUACACUUCCGUGACAUCAAGGCAGCAUUUCCACAACUCAAUCUCAUCGACACUGACGAAAAGGAACGAUUGGAUGAAAUUGCCCGAAGAAAGCGUCGAGGAAAGGGUGCUCCAAAGAAAGGUAUUGUAACAUACGCGAUAUAAUCUCAAUAUUACGAAGUAGUUCGUUAGCGCUUACUAAAGUUUUUUCUAUGAUUAGGACAAGGCAAGAGAGCUUCGAUCAAGAAGAAAUAAAAACAACAAUGUAUAGACUGUAGAUUUUUCAUUUACCAAUUAUAAAGAACAAGCAAAAUUUUUCAUGAGAAUA